Molecule: messenger RNA, 4247 nt
Organism: Schistosoma spindalis
Lineage: Eukaryota; Metazoa; Platyhelminthes; Trematoda; Strigeidida; Schistosomatidae
Source: the annotation of a GenBank genome assembly
AUGAAAACCAGAGGGUCUGGAUAUAGAUCUGGUUUCAAGAAAUCAUACGUCCUAGAAAAGUCUGCAGAUUCAAAAACUUCACACCCAGGUGAACGUAAACGAAAAUCGGGUAGAGUUAAGGGUAUCCUCAAUUGUACUAAGCGUCAGCGGACUUCUGAAACCUAUAAAUCAACGCAUUUAGUGGGUCGUAGAAGAGCUUCUAACUUCGUUACAUAUACACAGAAUGGUCGACUCUUUUAUGAUAUAUAUGUCAGAGAAUCUCCAUACCGUACAAACAAACUAGUACCUUCAGUUCCUAAAGAAUCUAUUGAAGAUAGAGCUACUACAAGUCUAACGGAACAAAUCAAUACAAAGCUACGUAAAAAGGAUGUUCGCGCUAGAAGCUACGGUGAUUCUGUUCAAAGUCCAUGUUCAAAAGCCUCUGUACCCAGAUAUUUGACCAGGACUUGUAAAAACAGUGUCCGAUCAAGUGGCUCUGUUAAAAAAUCUGCUAAGGGCCUUAGGAGAACCGAAAAAUGUCGAAACAAGAUUCCAGACAUUCAAAAAACAUUAAGACGUGAGCUUGGAGCUGAUUACGUAUCUCCUGUUGAAGCUCAUGGUAAACGGUUGGCAAGUCUAAACGCAACUGCCAUCAUAGGUGCUUUUAAUUCUAAAUCUCCCAGGAAAACAUAUAUUAAGAAAAGAAAGUCGGAUGUAUUAUUUGAAUUAGGAUUACCACCAACUUUGAUCCAUUCGGAUGAAACAGAUGAUGCUAUUACAGAGCCUAUGUGUUCAGUCGUUGACGAUGAUUUAGUUCAUUGUGUGGAGAUUACCGAAGCCCUAACUUCUGAACAUGGCAGCGUAAUGGCAACACACAAGUCCCCAAGUUGUACUCCUGUGAAAGAAAAUACAACAUCAACGUUUAAGAACGUUUGCCAAAUUAACCCUGCAAUCGAGAGUUUUCAUUCACAACGAAUUAUACCACUAGGACAUGAUACAUUUGGUGUUCAGCAGAUUAUGCAACAGGUAGUUGUUGUAUCUCAUUCGAACGAAUCCUCUCCAAUUAUGUGUCAGUCUAAAUUACCAGAUCUCGGCACAGCUAUCCCUCGUCCGUCAAUAGGAAGUGCUGUUUCUUUUCCUGUGUUAUCCUGUCCAAAACCGUAUGAUUGUUAUUUUAAUGAUACCGCAUUACAACAGCGACCCAACCAAGUUAUGUACAAUCCAUUUCAUCCCUCCCUUCCGCCCCAAUACGUUAAUUCUUGGAAUCCUACUUUAUCGUGUAUUGCAAAUUCAAGUAUCACACCAUCCUUUGUUGCUUGCGCAUCUCCAAAUAUUAUUCUUCCCCACAUCGGCUCACAUUUUGUUGUUCCUAACCCUGGUGUCACGCCUCAGGUCGCAUAUCCACUCAUCUUGCAAUCGUUUCCCAAUAUUCCUGCAUCUUACAUAGGACCCAGUUUUCCCUGCGGAAUUAUGUCACCUGUUCUUUUACCAACAUCAUGGGCUCAACCUAGCUUGCUACCUUGUCAACCAUUCAAUACUAUAGCUAACAACAACAAUGAAGUCUUAUGUCCUAUAAUGAUCUCAUCCGCACAAAUUAUUUCAAACACUCAACCACAAGUUAUCCAAUUUCCAAGUAAUCAAUGCACAAGCUUGUUACCUCAAGCAGGUCUAGGACAGUUAAUGUUGAAUCACUCUACAGUCAUACCAAAUGCAUGUUCUAUUUCUGACCAGCCGACGUCUAGUUGUCACAGAAAACCAUAUUUGGAGAACCACUCGACAUGUUAUUCACAUGGCGAGGUUAAUGGUCCUGUAUUGCCAUAUCAAACACCGCCCGUCGACACCCUAGAUGAAACUACUAAUAUAGUUCCAUCCCCAAAUUCACCUGUACUUUGCACAAAAACUGAAAGGCCUCUACUAAAUGAAAGCAGUUCACUUGGAAUGAAGUCCUCGGUUGAAAACCCUGGGAAAAAACUAAGCCCAACCGUCAUAUGUCUGGAUAAUGAAAAAGAUGCAUGGGUUUGGGAGGGCAGUUCUUUUGAUCAAUAUGUUUUCCAUCAGUCUGAUGCACCUCCAGUGCUCUGCCAGUGUUAUCUUGCAAUCCGACACCGACGAGAUGGUAUGGUGAUUCGUGUGAAGGACAGUGUCUUAUUGUGUAGUGGUCCAAGCCGAAGUCAUCCACCACAUGUCGCGAAAAUUGUUGCAUUGUAUCAUGAUAAAAAUACAGACACAAAAAUGAUGUCUUUACUAUGGUACUAUCGUCCUGAACAUAUAUCUGGCGCAUCACACAAUUUUGUCAAGAAUGAACUUUAUGCAAGCAGACAUCGUGACACUAAUCCACUUGAUUGUAUAGAAGACAAGGCAUAUGUACUUUCAGUUAGUGCAUAUAAUCGUUAUAUGGCAAAGCUUAAACGUCAACAGACGGGCUAUCGGAAGAUUCCACUUAGUUCCAUUGUACCUCAAUCUAUACAGUGUGGGUUACAUGAUAGUAACAGUUCAAACGAGAACUUUUUCAUGGAUAAACAGUUGUUAUCUGAAUGUGAUGAAUGUUUUAACAAUGUCAGUUGUCAAAGUGUUUUCUUCUGCCGUGGUUUGUAUGAUUAUAAACUAAAACGUGUUACUAAAUACCCUGUAUUUGGAAAUCAGUGUAUUUUAUCUUCUCAUUUUGUUAAUCGGCCCAAACUUUGUGGACAGCAUUUUACAUCGCCAGCAACAACAUUAACAACGAAAAAUGUUACUGAACAUAAUAACUUGGAUAUUUCAAAUGAUCAUUGUUGUGACACAUCCGUUUCUCUUAAGGAUGAUGCUCAUAAAAUCGUUAAUGCAAUUGAACCCAUAACUUCGUUGGAUGAAAGUGUACCCUUUACAGUGUGUUCAACGUCUAUAGUUUCUAUGGGGAAAAAUACAAACACCACAAUAUCACCGUCUCAACUUGCCGAAAAUGAUUGUCAUUUCGUUGAUAAUUCUCAUAUAAACGGAGAAUGUGAGCGUUUAUCCUAUGGCGAUCAUGAAGGCAGAACAUCAACUCCUGUAAAAAAUCGUGGUCAAUAUAAAGCUGUUGAAGAAAGUAUAACAACUGUUGUCGAAUCGCAACAAACCUUGAUUACCGAAAACAACUUAAAUGAUCCACCUAAAGUGUAUUCGACUGAUUCAUGCGUUAAAAUCCCUAAACCAGAUCUAUUAAUUUCAGAAAUUCGUGUAACUUCACCAAAUGUAGAGUCCCAAUUUACUUCAUGUUCAUCUUUAGAGAAAAAACUGUCUAAGGUGACUGAAAAUUCCAUCGUGCAGCCACUGGAAACCAAUUGUUCAUCAACUGUGGUUGAACAACUAUGUGAAAAUAAACCAGCAAACCACUUUGCAGGUCAGUCUAACUUCUCACCUGUCCAACCUGUAUGGCCAGUAGUUACUACAUCUGUAAUCAGCUGUGAUAGGUCUGUCCUUGAAAGAAGUGCUGAUAUAUCAGUUAAUUGGGGUGAGCAUGGUGAACAGAUUGCUUUGUCUCUUGAUUGCAGGAUUAAAGAGAAUAAUCUUAAUGGCAACAGUCAGAUAACAUCACAUCUUACUAUGUCUUCGGAAUCUCUAGGUCCAACACAAUCAUUUAUUGAUAUGACAAAAUUACCUGUACAUCCUAAUCCAAUGCAUUAUUCCAAAAUUAACUCAAAAUGUCUUGAUCAAGAUCAACCACGUCUAGUAAUACUUUAAGUUGUUUCCAAUCAUAAAAUUUCAGUUUACAUCACCGUAAACAGAUUACCUAAAAUUAAAUCUUAAAAAAUGUAAGGAAACUCCCCAUUUUAAUUGUGACAUACAUUUUCAUCUAGUUUUGUCCUACCGUACAACUGUUUAAUAAAAGGGGCAUCACUGUGAAGUUGUACUACUGAAAUUCUCUUUCGAUUCAGUGAAAGAUUGAUGACACUAUUAACUCUUUCAUACUACAUUUCACAGAUUAUUGAAACUAGUUACACUAUUAUUACAAAUCUACUACCUAAUUUAGUUUUUUUUUUGUUAACUUUAACUAAUAUUGUCACAUAUAUUCAUUUAUCAAAACAAACAAAUUUUCUUUUUUCAAUCUGCUAAAUGAAUUGUUCUGUCUAACUUUUUUUUCAUUGUUUCUUUUUGUGUGUGAUUAUCAUUAUCUAUCAGUUGUAUAUUUCUCAUUUACUACUCCUUCAGAUAAAGAAUGCAGCAUUCUCAGUUUUGUUUUUCUAUUUCUACUCAUGUAAUGUUUGUUUCAGCUUUUCGUUUUUAAGGUAUAUAUAUAUAUAUAUAUAUAU